Messenger RNA from Rhodofomes roseus, 321 nucleotides. RefSeq lists its product as uncharacterized. The annotation marks the transcript as partial. The record is from RefSeq and is a predicted model, not a curated record. NCBI's taxonomy places the organism in Eukaryota, Fungi, Basidiomycota, Agaricomycetes, Polyporales, Fomitopsidaceae. The transcript has a single exon.
GCAGGUACCUCUGUCAAGAUAGAAAAAUACGCACCCAGCCCUCACCAGCAUGUCGGUCGGAUUCAGGACAAACACGGUGCCCCUGGAUUCACCGCUGCGUUGGUCCAGUUUAUCAACAACAUCCAGCCUCCGGAACUACGUCUCGGUCGAGCGGAUCUGGCGCAAAUGUUCCUCCCUUUUGAAAGGGUCGACGUUUACCACCAAUUCAAAUUCAAACCAAUCGAGCUUUCAGAUGGAAGAGAAGAGCUGGACGCCGUAAAGGUAAUCCCAGCACGUCCCACAAAGCAUCAGAAGGCUCGUUUCGACACGGUGUGUAGGUUG